Messenger RNA from Triplophysa dalaica, 3428 nucleotides. RefSeq names its product OFD1 centriole and centriolar satellite protein (gene ofd1). Gene Ontology annotation, biological process: epithelial cilium movement involved in determination of left/right asymmetry. The record is from RefSeq and is a predicted model, not a curated record. Gene Ontology annotation, cellular component: ciliary basal body; centrosome. Bases 487 to 3291 code for a protein of 934 amino acids. The transcript is spliced from 22 exons. Lineage: Eukaryota; Metazoa; Chordata; Actinopteri; Cypriniformes; Nemacheilidae.
GUUAAUCUUUCUUUAUGUAUUCCCCACCCUACCUUCACCCUAAACCUGCUUAAACUUAGUGUAUAAUAUUAAUUGCAUUUUCAGUGAUUAACUUGCGAACUUUUAUUUUGAAAAGUAAAUAAAGUCUAUAGGCGUGUGAUUAUUCAUGCAGUGCUGCACAGCGUAUGACAAGCCGUAUUGCGAGUGGCGACUCCACCCUCUUUUGGAGGUUACCGCCCAAUUUUGAAUCCACGAAUCCAUUGGGGAGCGCUGAGAUAUAUACGUGGAGUGCGGAAUCUUGUUAACCUGUAUGGUCUUUGUUUUACGCAGCGACAAAAACAACCAAUCAGAGCGCUGUACGAUAUCUGCGUCAUCGGGAUAGACCCGGAAGUUUAAUAGUCUGCUGGCCGUUAGAAAUUUAAAAGGAUUUCCGCGAGACCUGGCGUUGCUAAGGAACGGCGCGUGACAGAGAACAUCGGCCGAUGAAAUAUUACGAAUGAUCCGAUCAUGUCUGUGAAUAAAGAAGAAAGUUUAUCUGCAGAUGAGAUCAGACAGAAGCUUUAUCAGACGUUUAAGAGCCGCGGGCUGCUCGACUCUAUGAAGACGCAGCUUCGGAAUCAGCUGAUCCAGGAGCUCCAGCAGCCAGUUCGGACACGACACACUGUUCUCAGAUCAGCUCACAGUGACUCUGUGUUAGCUACAGCGUGUAACAGUGUGAUGAUCGAUCACCUGAAGACCAUCGGCUGUGAAUACACGCUGUCUGUCUUCUAUCCGGAGUGUGGCAUGAGUAAAGACAAGGUGUUGUCAAGCAGAGAUCUCCUUCAGCUUAUGAAGAUCAGCCCUCACAUGCCUUUAUACAAAGCUGUGAUGUCAAAUCUCCAGAAGGGACAGACAGGAUUCUUGAUGACUUUGUUCACAGAACUCUCAGAUCAUCUUCAUGGUUCAGUAAACUGUGAUGCCGCUUCUCAAACCUCCGCUGAAGACGCUCACAAAGAGUCUCUCGUGGAGAAGAUGCAGAUGAUCGAGCAGGAGUACGAGCUCAUGAGAAACAGAGAAGAGCGAUGGACGUCUGUGGAGGUCAAACUCACACAACACAGAAGAGAGAUCGAAGAACAAUCUCAGGUGGAACUCAAAGCACAGCUUCAGCACUUCAUGGAUGUGGAGAUCACGAAGGUGAAGAGAGAGGAACAAGAGAAAUCUCGUAAAGAGAUCCUGGAGCUGAGGCGAGACAUGGAGAGAACACACGAGCUGAAGUCAGAAGCUCUCGUGAGCCGUGAAAAAAACGCCAUUGAACGAUUACAGAAACAUCAGGAGAUGGAGGAGAAGGAGAUUUACACACAAAGACAAAUGUUGCUGAGGGACAUUGAAUCUGUGCGUCACAGAGAGACGGACCUCAAACAGAGAACUGAAGCCUUUGAGAAGUCCUGUAAGUUUCACGAGGAGAAGAUGAAGACUGUGGAAGAUCUUCUGAGGAGAAGAGAGCUGUCUGUGAAGAACACAGAGGAUUCCUUGGAGCAGAAACUGAAGAGUGAGGUGAUGAAGUAUCAGCUGGAACUGAAGGACGAUUACAUGAAGAGAACUGAGAUGCUCACUGAAAAUGAGAAACGGAAUAAAGUUGAAAGUGUUGGUCUGCAGAAGGAACGGGCUGUUAUUGAAGCUCAAGCUGAAGAACACAAGAGAACUUUAUCAGAAGUCAAACAACUGCAGAUGGAGCUGGAGACGCUCAGAGAGCAGAUGAAUCUUCUCAGACAGCAGAAACAUCAGCUUCAGGAGAAACUGGACGACAUGAGGGAUUAUUCAGAGCUGAAGAGACAAACGCUUGAACAUCAGACACAGAUCAGACUCAUCAGACAUCAGCUGGAGGAGAAACACGAGGAGAACCGCCGACUCACACAAGAAGUCAGCAGUCCGUCUGAAGAGCAGCUGCGGCUGCAGGCAGAGCUGAAGAGACUGCAGACGGGACGCAGACGUGAUGAAGAAGAGUUUGAGACGCAGAAGAAUGUUCUGCACACGCAGCUUCAUCAUGAGGUGCAGAAGUGUGCUCUGUUAAAGGCUCAGCUGAUGGAGUGUGAGGAACGCACACGGUGGAUGAACACACACGCUGAAGAGAUUCAACUUCAGUUGAAACACACACAACAAGCUUUAGAGAACCAGAUUCUUCUCAAUCCCAAACCUUCUCUGCUCGAUCCGUCUGUUCUCUGUCUGAAUCCUCCAGACAUUUCUAUGGACAGCGCUCUCUUCAGACGAGCCACAGGUUCUGACGUAGCUUUAUGUGAAGCAGGAGAGACUCUCAGAGCUCCGCGCUCUCGUGUCGAGGUUCCCGAGCGAGACUCUGAACUGCUGUCUGGAGCUCUGGCCAGAAUACGACAGCUGGAGAUAGAAGCUGAGCGAUUAGAAGACGCUUACAGAAACCACCAGCAGAGAGCCACAGAAGACGCGUCACGUCACAGAACCACAACAUCCACGUCUUUCAUCAAACCCAGAGUCACGUUCACCGGAGCUUUGGAUCCAAACCAGCCGCUCUGCAGAACUCCUUCAGGAGACCAGACUCCACCCAGACUCAACUCUCCUCCUGCCAGACGAUUGUCUUCUACACCCGUCUCCAGACCAGACGCUCAUCAGACACAUCCCGUCAUCAUUCACGAGCGGCUGAGGAAGACUGACACUGAAGGACCGGCGGUGAUGUUCACUGAUCUGAGGACGGACAGACAGAUCUCACCCAUCCCUCCAGCGGACAGCAGAGACCUGACGUCUGUCAGCAGCCCCACCAUGAAGAGCACGACACGAGACCACAGCAGUCCACCCAGACUCCAGCAGAUUAUCUCCUCCCCAUCAACAUCAUCAUCAUCAUCUCAAGGGUCAUCACCACAGCCUGAGAAGAUCAGUCUUCAUGACCUCACCGACCCUGAACCACAUCAGGAGUGUAUCCUGGAGAAACUACAGGACACACACACACAGAGCUGUCUGCGGGAUGAAGCUGUACCUUCAUCAGACGCUCGUGAAGAGGAGGAGAGACCAGAGGAGAGAGAGGAGGAGAGAUCAGAGCAAGCGCUGAUUCAACAUGAGAAAGAAGCGGAAGAAGAACAUGUGACAGGAGCGGCCACAGUGAUUGGAGGACGAGAUGAAGAACCUUCUGAUGUCAUCAAUCCACUGGAGAAAUACAUGAUGAUCCUCAUGCAGGGAAAGCAAGAGCAGAGCCCAAAGAAGGAGUCUGACCGUGAAAGCCCUCAGGAGGAGCAUCUUCUAUCUGGAAUCAACGAUGACAGCAUUGAUGCAGUUUCACAUGAAGAACCAGACGAGGAGUUCUGGUGAAGACCAGCGAGUUUCCUCACGUUUAUGAUUUUAUGAUCUUGUGUGUAUUUUUAUCUUCUUUUUUAUUCACUAGAUAAGUUAAAGCUGUGUGUCUGAUUCUGUGCAUUUAUUAAAAUGUGAAUAAAUGUGAUAUUACA